Sorghum bicolor (sorghum) is the source of this 1866-nucleotide messenger RNA. Its product is annotated as trafficking protein particle complex subunit 13. The record is from RefSeq and is a predicted model, not a curated record. The transcript has 12 exons. NCBI's taxonomy places the organism in Eukaryota, Viridiplantae, Streptophyta, Magnoliopsida, Poales, Poaceae. Bases 102 to 1487 code for a protein of 461 amino acids. Gene Ontology annotation, cellular component: TRAPPIII protein complex.
UCGAGGUUCAGCUCGGCUGCCGCGAGCGCGCAGACUCCCGGACCGAACGAGACCAAGCAGGGUCCAGAACUCCAGAUCUCUCCUCUCACCCAGCUCCGGCGAUGGCUUCGCCUUACGCCGGCGGCGUGCAGCCUCCUUCUCCCGCUGCGGCGGUGCAGCAGCAGCAGCAGAACCACUCUCUGGCGUUCCGCGUGAUGCGGCUGUCUCGCCCCUCACUCCAGCCAGACCUGGCCGCGCUGCUCCGCUUCGACCCACGCGACGUCUUCCUCCCUGAGGACGCGCUCACCGGCUCCGACCCGUCCGCCGCCGCCAACUUCCUCGACGGUCUUCUCCACCCUUCGGACUCCGCCACCGCCGUCCCUGGAGACUUCACCUUCCGCGACCGCUUCCUCCUCCGCGACCCAGCCGACGCACUCGCUCUGCCGGGCCUCCUCGUCCUGCCCCAGUCGUUCGGUGCGAUCUAUUUGGGCGAGACCUUCUGCAGUUACAUCAGCAUCAACAAUAGCUCCAGCUUUGAGGCCAGGGACGUCGUCAUCAAGGCGGAAAUACAAACAGAGAGACAGAGAAUACUUCUUCUGGAUACAUCAAAGUCCCCUGUCGAGUCAAUUAGAUCAGGGGGUAGAUAUGAUUUCAUCGUGGAGCAUGAUGUCAAAGAACUAGGAGCACAUACGCUUGUAUGUACUGCUUUAUAUAAUGAUGGUGAUGGAGAGCGUAAAUAUCUUCCCCAGUUCUUUAAGUUCUCUGUUUCAAACCCAUUAUCUGUUAGGACAAAGGUUCGCACCAUCAAGGACAUCACAUAUCUGGAAGCCUGCAUAGAGAACCAUACAAAAUCUAAUCUUUACAUGGAUCAAGUUGAUUUUGAGCCUGCCCAACAAUGGAGUGCUACAAGAUUGGAGGCUGAUGAACAUCCCUCAGCAGUGAAGUCUGCAAUAGGGGACCUCUGUAAACAACCGAUCCUCAUCAGAGCGGGGGGAGGAAUAUACAAUUACCUUUAUCAGCUAAGAUCAUCAUCUGAUGAAGCCGGUCAAACAAAGUCCGAGGGAAGCAGUAUACUUGGUAAAUUUCAGAUAACAUGGCGUACGAACCUGGGUGAACCAGGCCGUUUGCAGACUCAGAACAUUCAUAGCACUCCGACUGCAAGCAAAGAUGUUGAUCUCCGUGCUGUGAAAGUUCCACCUAUCAUAUAUGUGGAAAGAGCAUUCAUGGUCAAUCUGUGCCUUACAAAUCAAACGGACAAAACUGUGGGCCCUUUUGAAGUAUUUCUAGCUCCAAGCAUGUCGGGUGAAGACAGAGCUGUUCUAGUCAAUGGACCACAGAAGUUGAUUUUACCUUUGGUGGAGGCUUUUGAGUCUAUGAAAUUUAAUCUGAGCAUGGUAGCCACCCAGCUUGGAGUGCAAAAGAUUUCCGGAAUUACAAUGUACGCCGUGCAGGAAAAGAAGUACUAUGAACCUUUGCCCGACAUAGAGAUUUUUGUUGAUGCAGAAUAGCAACACCAAAUGGGGACCCGCCUUUAUGUCCUUUUCCUUACCAUGGGAGCUCUGCAUAGUUUACAUAAAGCACUGGCUGAUGUAAUAUUGCUCACUGAACAACUGAUACAUGCGAUUGUAAUUAAAUGCAUAUUGAUGUCAAAUUGGCUUCUAUCGGAUGUCAUAUAAGAGUUCCUUAUCCCCUCAGGAUUUCGCUUGUACUCUUUCCAGACAUUUAGUUUUAGUCAUGUCAUGCAUUGCAUUACAUGAUCCUCCAAUUCUGCUAACUGCCUCUAUGGGUGUAAUUGGUUUCCUACAGUAGGUUGCCUGUAUUAGGUCUUAUGCAACAUAAAUAUAUGCAAUAUGCAAACGCAAAGUAAGAUUGUUUUGGUUGGUUGUA